Molecule: messenger RNA, 2047 nt
Organism: Xenopus tropicalis (tropical clawed frog)
Lineage: Eukaryota; Metazoa; Chordata; Amphibia; Anura; Pipidae
Gene: aspscr1
Product: alveolar soft part sarcoma chromosome region, candidate 1
Exons: 16
Coding region: 274-1758 (494 amino acids)
Source: RefSeq, a predicted model, not a curated record
UUGUUGUAUCACUUAACUACAAUUCCCAUCAUAUUGCGUUUAUGUAAUCGGAUUUGGCGAUGUUUAUAGUUCAGACACAGGCAAUAGUGAUAUUGGAAUUGAGGUUACGGUGUAGCAUUUCUGCCUCCGAAAACCUUGAUUCGAGUGCUGGAGGAAGUCUGCAGAAAGCAGAAUUUGAACCCCAGAGACUAUGGCUUAAAGUUUCAGAGAACACUUGUGGAUCUUACACUUCAGUGGAGAUUUGCCAACAUUCCGAACAAUGCCAAACUGGAAAUGGUGAGCUGCACACAGCAGCAAGCAUCAGCACAGGACACGGUAAGCCAUAAAGUGCGAGUAGCAUUACAGUUGGAGAAUGGGGAAAGAUUUCAAGGUGAAUUCCUGUGCAGCCAGUCUCUCAUGGACAUCCUGUUGCAGUUUCCAGAGACCAGGGAGCAGCUGGCAAAGGUGGUCUCUGGAUACACUCCUGUUUGCAUUUAUAUGAGGGAUGAGGUGACUGGAGAAUUAGCUUUGAAGCAAACAACUCUACAGUCACUGGGACUUACAAAAGGCAGCGCCAUAAUUAGGUUUGUCGUAAGAAAAUGUGACCAGAGUGUUAAUCAAGAAUGCUCAAAGGGCCAUAGGGAUCUCAAAAUGGAGACACACCCUGUGUGUAAAAAGGAGUGUUCUUUUGCAACUCAAGAAACAAGCCGAGAUCUAGCCAUAUGUGAGGAGAAGAAAUCAUCUUGCAAGGGUCCUGCUGGCUCUGAGGCCAUAGUUGAAACACCAGCCCAGUCACAUGUAAAUUCCAAUGUGCCUGUUGCAGGACCUUCAAGUGCCUUUAGUAAACAGGAAGAAAAACAGACCUCUGAGAGGAAUAUACACCCUAGUGUUACUAAAUUCAUUCCAUUCCAAGGUGGUGGUCAUUGCCUUGGAGGUGCCAGUUUGCAUGCGGGUCCAUCAGAAGAUGGUGUGCCAAGUUCUUCAGCUCAGAAAUCUUUCCAAAGCCCAGGGCCCUCGAAGCCAAAGAAGUCUAAGACAGAAAGGGAAUGUAAUACCCAGCCAGUAGACAGACAACCACUUGUUUGCCACAUGGAUCUGGAGGAAAACACUGCCCAUGAGUCUCGGGAGUUGCCAGAGGACUUUUUUGAAAUCACCGUGGAUGAUGUGAGAAGAAGAUUUGCAGAGCUUAGAAGUGAAAGACAGCGUCUUGAGGAAGCUCCUCUAGUGUGCAAAGCCAGUAGAGACAGACAAGAGCAGGAAAAGCUGGAAAGAUAUUCAAAGGUGGUUUUGAGGGUUCUUUUCCCAGAUCGCUAUGUCCUGCAGGGAUUUUUCCAUCCAACAGAGACUGUUGGUGCAGUAAAAGAAUUUGUGUGCAGUCACCUGGAAGAUUCAAAUAUGCAAUUCUAUCUAUUCAUCACACCACCACGGACUGAGCUGAAGGAUGAUUCCCAAACUCUCUUUCAGGUUGACCUCUUUCCCGCUGCCCUUGUUCACUUUGGAUCACAGAUGACGAGAGAUCAUUACUUGUCCCAGCAGCUACUGAAAGCUCCUAUGUCUCCUUCGCAAGCUGAUAUUGCAGUUGCCAGAGCAAUGCCACGUGUGUCAUCUACUUCUGAAUCACCUGCCCUGGAAGACUUUGCAGGCCUCACUGCAGGUGAAAAUCUCAAAACAGAAAAUGCAAUAGAAAGAAAUGAAGAAUCUAAUGUUGAACCCCAACAGUCUGCCCAGAGAGACCUCGGCAAAGUUCCCAAGUGGUUGAAGCUACCAGGGAAGAAGUGAGGUUUCUUUUCGGAUCGGUACCAUGGCACGUUGGUUCUAACAUCUGUAUGCCAAGUGUUGCUAAUGCUGUCUGCGACGCCCGAUUGAUGAUAGGAGCUUGUAAGCCCUCCUGUUUUUUUAAUGCAGAUAUGUUUUGCAUCAGCUGUGCUGAAAUAUAGAAGAACUUAAGCUUGUAUAUGAAUAAAAUAUUUGAAAUGAUUGCAGUUUUCAUGAUUAUGAUUUUACCAUUGCUUUCCAACUGUAACCAGCAAUGCAAGUGUACCCUAGUAAUAAAGGUAAUUUCCUCAAG